Messenger RNA from Arachis ipaensis, 477 nucleotides. The record is from RefSeq and is a predicted model, not a curated record. NCBI's taxonomy places the organism in Eukaryota, Viridiplantae, Streptophyta, Magnoliopsida, Fabales, Fabaceae.
AUGGUACCAGAAGGCAUUGUUCUUGGGCAUAAGGUUUCAAGCAAGGGUAUAGAAGUUGACAGGGCUAAAAUAGAGAUUAUAGAAAAGCUUCCUAUACCAAUCAAUGUGAAGGCAAUGAGAAGUUUUCUUGGGCAUGUUGGGUUUUAUAGAAGGUUCAUCAAGAAUUUCUCGAAGAUAGCUAAACCACUAAGCAACUUGCUAGUGGUUGACAAUCCUUUUAUCUUUGAUGAUAACUGCAAGCAUGCUUUUGAAACUUUGAAAAAUAAACUCACUACAGUACCAAUUAUCACACUCGCAGACUGGGGACUUCCUUUUGAACUUAUGUGUGAUUCAAGUGACCUUGCAAUUGGUGUUGUAUUGGGACAAAGGAAGGACAAAUUGCAUCAUGUCAUAUACUAUGCAAGUAAAGUGUUAAAUGAAGCACAAAUAUUACACCACCACAGAAAAAGAACUCUUGGCAAUUGUAUAUGCAUUUGA